This is a messenger RNA of Yamadazyma tenuis ATCC 10573, 1528 nucleotides long. RefSeq names its product 4-aminobutyrate transaminase (gene UGA1). Gene Ontology annotation, molecular function: pyridoxal phosphate binding. Gene Ontology annotation, biological process: GABA catabolic process. NCBI's taxonomy places the organism in Eukaryota, Fungi, Ascomycota, Pichiomycetes, Serinales, Debaryomycetaceae. Gene Ontology annotation, cellular component: mitochondrion. The record is from RefSeq and is a predicted model, not a curated record.
CAAUGACAAAGUCCAUCGCCGACUCAUACUUCCCCCACGAACCCGAAGCCCCGGUCAUCAAGGCCACCUUCCCUGGCCCCGUGUCCACCGCCAAGAAACAAUCGCUUGGUAAGGUGUUUGAUAGCAGAGCUGUCUACUUUGUGGCCGACUACAAAAAUUCCCAAGGAAACUACAUUGUGGACGUGGACGGCAACGCGUACUUGGACGUGUAUGCCCAGAUCGCCUCCAUCCCCUUGGGGUACAACAACCCGGCGUUGGUGGCGGCUGCCACCUCCCCCAACAUGAUCAAUGCCAUUGUCAACCGUCCAGCGUUGGGAAACUUCCCCAGUGAAGAAUUGGAACAGAUUGUCCAGGGAUUAUUGGACGUGGCUCCCAAGGGCCAGACCCAGGUGUGGCUGGGCUUGUCCGGGGCCGACGCCAACGAGUUGGCGUUUAAAGCUGCUUUCAUGUACCACCAGGCGCAAAAAAGAGGUUAUAACAAACCAUUCACGGCCCAGGAAAACCUGUCGGUGAUGCAGAACCAAAGCCCUGGCUCCCCCGAGUUGGCGAUCUUGUCGUUCAAGCGGUCGUUCCAUGGCCGGUUGUUUGCCAGUGGUUCCACCACCUGCUCCAAGCCUAUCCAUAAAUUGGACUUGCCAGCAUUCAAAUGGCCCAAAGCCGAUUUCCCUUCGUAUCAGUACCCAUUGGACAAGUACGAGGCCGUCAACAAGGCGGAGGAUGACCGGUGCUUGAAGAUUGUGGACGAUAUCUAUACCAACUGGCACUGUGCGAUUGCCGCUUUGUUGGUUGAGCCCAUCCAGUCGGAGGGCGGAGACAACCACGGCCUGGCGUACUUUUUCCAGGGGUUGCGGGACCUCACGUUGAAGCACCAGUCGUUAAUGAUUGUGGACGAAGUACAAACGGGAGUUGGGGCUACCGGAGUGUUGUGGUGUCAUGAACACUUGAACAUCACGCCUGCGCCUGAUAUGGUGACGUUUUCCAAGAAGUUCCAGUCAGCUGGAUACUACUUCCACGACCCCGAAAUCGUGCCUAACACCGCCUACCGUCAGUUUAAUACUUGGUGUGGAGACCCAGCCAGAAUGAUUUUGGCAGGUGCCAUUGGAGCCGAGGUGAUCAAGCAUGAUUUGCCGGCGGUUGCGGCCCGGGUCGGGAAGUACUUGUUUGCUAAGUUGGAGGACUUGCAGGUGAAGUAUCCUGAUUAUUUGAAGAACUUGAGAGGAAAAGGCAGAGGUACGUUUAUUGCGUGGUCGUUUGACGAACCAUCUCGGAGAGACAAGUUUUUGGUGGACAUGAAGAGCGUGGGGGUGAACAUUGGAGGUUGUGCUGAGGAUAGUGUGAGGUUGAGGCCUACUUUGGUGUUUGAAGAGAAGCACGCGGACAUUUUGGUUGAUGCGAUUGAGAAGGUGUUGUCGGAGUAUUAGGUAGCGGAUUCCACGCUCUAGUGUAGAGCACAGACACGUUGGGUACAAAGGACAAAAACUUGAGUACAAACACGCUUGGUUUAUAGGAUAAUAAUACGCUUGAUUGU